AUGGGACUUUUUUGUUUAUGAGGGAAAGUGCCAGGGAAACAGUGGUAAGGGACUCAGUUAUGAGGCAGUGAUGGAGCUAAUUGAUGUACAGUUGCUGGGCACCGGCUAUAAGGUCUUUGUAGAUAAUUUUUAUACAAGUCCAAUCCUGUUUCGUGACCUCCUUCUGAAGAGGAUCUGGGCAUGCGGAACCAUCCGCACAAACAGAAUCGGAUUCCCAAGGUCAAAGGUCAACAUUCUGGUCUCAAAAUCUCCUCGUGGCAGCAUACGUUGGAUCAGGAAUGACUCCCUGCUCUUUGUUCAGUGGCGAGACACAAGGGAUGUUUUUCUGUGCUCAACCCUCCACACAGCCCACGCAGAGGACACAGUGCAGAGGAGGGUCAAAGCUGCAGAUGGGCAGUGGCAGUUGAAGGACGUCUCAGUUCCACCAGUGGUGCAGGACUACAACCGGUGCAUGGGUGGAGUGGACCACUCAGAUGCCCUCAUAGGGUAUUACAAAGUCCUGCACAAGACCCAACGGUGGUACAAGACUCUGUUUUACCACUUCAUGGACAUCGCAAUUGUGAACGCCUUCCUCCUCCAGAAGGACCUUGCAAUUGGCAAAGGAGAGGUACCUCUGCAUCAGAAGGCGUUCAGAGAGACGCUCGCAGUGGAGCUGGCAGAGGCGGGGUCUUCCUCCACAGCCACACCCGGACCACCUCCUGCUCCACGUGGAGCACAUCACAGGCCAGUGCAUAUCAGUGGGCACAGCACUGCUGGUCGGCUGAAGUGCAGGCAGUGUCAUGCAAAGACACCAGUGAAGUGCUCCUCCUGCGAUAUUCCUUUGUGCUUUGUCGCUGGCCGUGACUGUUAUAAUGACUGGCAUGUUGCCAAUGACCUGUAAUUGUAAAUACUAGUACAGUGCCUGUUGAAAUUGUGCCUGCACCACAUAUCGGCGUUCAUCAACCACCAGACCCGGUGUGUGUAGAGGGAGAGACGGUGUUGUCUCAUGUCAUCUGAUCGUUAAGAAAUUUAACACAUCAGCAGAGGUGCUCAUUUUCCAUACAGGUUUAUGUUUAUGGGACAUAUGUAUAUAUUUAGUGGCUUGACGGUUAACGGUGAAGUAUGGAUUUGAUUCGCUGGGUUCCUGCAAUUUAUAGAUAUGUGUAUGUAAAAAGUUAUAUAGUAGUACCUGCAAUACUUUUCCAGCAUAGCACUUGUUUUACUUUGUUGACCAUUUUUACCAACGGUUCCUUCAAAUGUCCUUUGUGUUUUGUCGCUUGCGAUUGUUACAAUGUCUGGCAUGUUGCCAAUAACCUGUAAAUAUAUGUUGAUUUAGAUGUGUAAAUAGUUAUAUAGUAAUGCUUUUUUUUGCACUACUUUUUCACCAUAGCACUUAUUUGACAUCUUUUUACCCUUUUUUACCAAAGGGUCCUUCUUUGUGCUUUGUUGCAUGUAGCACAUAACCUGUACAUACAUAAUUGUAAAUAUGUGUAUUUAGAUAUGUUAAUAGCUGUAAAUAUUGUGUUACCUUUUAUACACUACUUUUCCACCUUA
This is a messenger RNA of Sander lucioperca (pikeperch), 1533 nucleotides long. RefSeq names its product piggyBac transposable element-derived protein 4-like. The record is from RefSeq and is a predicted model, not a curated record. The coding region runs from base 71 to 880 and encodes 269 amino acids. NCBI's taxonomy places the organism in Eukaryota, Metazoa, Chordata, Actinopteri, Perciformes, Percidae. The transcript is spliced from 2 exons.